This is a messenger RNA of Plasmodium cynomolgi strain B, 1987 nucleotides long. RefSeq lists its product as hypothetical. The record is from RefSeq and is a predicted model, not a curated record. The transcript is spliced from 5 exons. Lineage: Eukaryota; Apicomplexa; Aconoidasida; Haemosporida; Plasmodiidae. The annotation marks the transcript as partial.
AUGCAUUUAGCCAAGCUGCUCAUUUUUUUGUGGAGCUUCUUCACCCAUGGCAGAAUCGGCUGUGUGUGUCGUCUCAUGCGAGACUGUCCUUUGUUUUUGAGUCCGUCGGGGGGUAGCACGUCUUCGCUUUGCAGGAACAGAGAGAAGAGGUGGCCAUCAUCAAGGGGUAGCCACUGGAUCGGUGGUCAAUCGAGAGGUGGCCCUUCCAAGGGGAGACUAAACCGAGUGACAACUCCGACGUUGGGCGGUGUCCCCGUGAAAAGAAGCCCAAACGAGCUUUACCUCUUAAGAGGGCUCAAAAACGCCUUGGGUUUUUUUAACUGGUUUGGGAGCGGCGAGAAUGAGAAAUUCUGCGAGGACGUCAUCGCUCACCUGGGUGACAUAACUAAAAUGAAGCAGCUCACACGGAGUCAUACGAACAGGAACGUGAUGGAAGGAGAAACCAUGAAAAAGAUUUUUCGCCACGUCCUAACCUCCCCCAUUAGUUACAAAAUCUUAAAUUGCGUGUCCUACCUGAUUAGGCGUUACAGAGUGGAUCGAUCGAAGCUGUGCACCCUACUGAACGAAUUAAGCGACGAAGUGAAGGAAAUGAGGGAUGCAGAAAAUUUUCUGGCCUUGCACAUUUUCUUCUUGGAGGACGAAAGCGUUGCGCUCUUCUCCAUGAUGCGCAUAAUAGAUUUUUUCAGGAGUAAACGGAGUUUAAUGGAAGCCCAGGACAUCAUACGGAAAAAAAUCUACGAGCAGUGCGUGAAUGACCUCAUCAGAAAAAAAGUCACCAAGUAUAAACUCUUUUGUGAACGGAAGGGAAUCCCAUUCCUCCUGGGGGAUGCCUUAGAUAGGAUCCGCCUAAAUGAGAAGGAGGAAGACGUUUACUUCAGUUACAAUCAGGAGGAGCUGUUAAGGACGUUUAUUAAAAAGGUUUCCUUCCAGAAGGGGAAGGGACUAGGUGAUGCAGAACUGGAAGAAAACUUCGGGGAGGGAGGUGGCCAUGUGGGCGACGUGAACAGCUUAGGAAGCAUGGGCUACCCCAGCAGUCAUCCCACCGCUGAGUACGCUGCGGGUCACACCGCUGAUCGUACAGCUGACCACACUGCUAACCUCACCGCGGACGUGGAGGAAAACGAAAACCUGAUGGAGCUAAAAAAGACUUACGAAGAGAUUCAGUCCUUUAACGACUCCAUAAUAAAGCACAUCGAGUCGAACCAGCGCCUUUUCUACUUUGACGAAAACGAAUCCCAGUUUAGGAAGCACAGAGGGAAGGUCAACGGGGAGAAGCGGCAAGGUGGGCAAGACGGAGAGGAGGCCAAGGAAGAAGCGGACGAGGAGGAGGAAGAAGAAGAAGACUUCGAAUCCAUCCAGAAAAAAAUAGACAGUUACAUACAUGAGUACACAAAGAGCAAUAACAUGUCACUGGAGCAGUUUACUAAUGAGUUUGUACAUCAGGCCGACUUGAAUUUCAAAAAAUUCCUUAAAGGAUUGCGAUUGGGGGAAGUCGAUGCGAACGUGGAUGGGGGUAGCGCAGGUGGAGUAACUGCUCACAAUGCAAUCGAGAAUGGAGGAAGCGCCGCAAUGGUAGGGGUGCCCCGUCAGAAGAAGGAACAACUAACUACAUUCAAGCUGAAGAAGCUGAACGAAGGAGACACAAACGACUCCGGGUUCCAUCUAACAAACGAUAUACUCUACGAACGACUCAGGAUGAAAAUUUUAUUCCUACUCCAAAAAAUGGAAUAUCUCAAGUUUAAGUACCAGUAUGAAAUUAUUAAUGAGAGAUAUCCCAUCGAGAAAAAUGAGAAGACCGUUUUGGACGUCCUGAAGUAUGGCUAUAAGAUCGUUGUUUCUCCUGACGUGGAUAAUUCUAUUUUUCAGCAGAACCGGCAUGUGCACGGGGGGCUGUCCUCGAGUGUGCCUGGCAACGGUGUGAAGGGCGACCUGCAGGAGGGGGCAGUGGGAGACUCGCACGAGGAGGACGCGGCCCUCCGGAGUAGAA